This is a messenger RNA of Photinus pyralis (common eastern firefly), 1434 nucleotides long. RefSeq names its product sialin-like. Gene Ontology annotation, molecular function: transmembrane transporter activity. The coding region runs from base 495 to 1319 and encodes 274 amino acids. The transcript has 6 exons. Gene Ontology annotation, cellular component: plasma membrane. NCBI's taxonomy places the organism in Eukaryota, Metazoa, Arthropoda, Insecta, Coleoptera, Lampyridae. Gene Ontology annotation, biological process: monoatomic anion transport; transmembrane transport. The record is from RefSeq and is a predicted model, not a curated record.
AGUAUCUCUAGUUGGACCUGUGCGUUCCCCGUCUGGUCCCACCAACGGGGAACAAAUUUACAUAGUGGCAAGUUUUUUUGGGAGUGAGUGUUCCAUGGGAGCGUACAUGGGCUACCAGUUACGCGUGCAAGGAAAAUAGUAUCGGAUUCCGUAUUUUCUAUGCAAACACUUACCUAAUCCAAGGAUUGUGAAGGUCUAGUCAUCCUAUUGUUAAAAAUUGCGACGUUUGGGCAAAACGUCCAUAAAAUCGCGGUCUAUUCCACCAAACUUUGUGACCUAGUUCCUAUCGGGCGUUCUACGGGUUGACGACUUAUGAAAAUAGAAUGAUCAUCGUCUCUACUACUUAUUUCCAUUAGUUAAGGUUAUCGUGUCUCUUGCUUUUCUCGCAGCCCUAUCUGCAUCAUAGUCUCAGUACGAGUAGAAACAAUAAUAUAUCGAUAUCGCUUAAGUAUUUAGAUAGUGACGAUGACCUGAAUAAGAUACGCCAGUCGAGAAUGGAGGCGACGUAUGGAUGCGGCGCCAGGCAUACGCAGGUGAUACUGCUGUUCCUGUCGGUCCUUUUGGCGUAUGGUAUGCGUGUCAACAUGUCCGUUGGCAUAGUCGCAAUGACCGAUAAAAAUACAAGCCCGAAUCCCGACGUAUUAACAUUCGAAUGGGACGACCAAAGCAUAAUACUGACGUCGUUCUUCAUCGGUUACGUAAUUCCUCAGGUGAUUGCGGGACACCUGGCGAAGAACUUCGGGGCGAAGAUCUUCAUAACGGUCACGUCGAUCGUUGGUUCCUUAAUGGCCGUUUUGAUACCGGUUGUGGCACCGUUAGGAUCAUGGGCUGUUAUUGUUUGCAGAGUCAUCCAAGGGCUCGCCCAAGGUUUUCUUUAUCCCUGCAUUCACAACCUACUAUCAAAGUGGGUUCCACCUUUAGAAAGAGCGCGAUUGGGUACCUUCGUGUACGCAGGGGGACCACUUGGUACCGUCGUCUCCAUGCCUUUCACCGGUUGGAUAUCGGGAACUCAUUUGGGUUGGCCUUAUGCCUUCUACAUCUACGGUGGCGCGGGGUUAUUGUGGACGGUGCUUUGGAUGGUACUUGGUAAAAACAGCCCAGCGGAUUACAAAGCCAUGAACCCAACAGAGAAGGAGUACAUCGAAUUGUCUUUAGGAGCAAUACCAGCUGAACGAGUACGUGUAAGCCUAUUAUGUAGCUUUUCAAAAAGCGUAGAUCUACAGAGAACUAUAAAGACCUGUCUUCUACGGGAAGUUCAAAAUACACCCCUUGAUAGGUCAUGGAGAGGGGAAUGUGGAACUUACGCCCACUGGCAGUGACAGCUUCACAACCGCAUUUUUCCAUUCCAUGCUAGAUGGAACACUAACGUUCUAAUCCAGAUUCUAUUCCGUGUGCCAAUCUUCUUGGUCUUUUUGAUUGGACAUUUUUUCGACU